Molecule: messenger RNA, 8112 nt
Organism: Trachemys scripta elegans
Lineage: Eukaryota; Metazoa; Chordata; Testudines; Emydidae
Gene: ANGEL1
Product: angel homolog 1
Exons: 11
Coding region: 114-2288 (724 amino acids)
Molecular function (GO): 3'-5'-RNA exonuclease activity
Source: RefSeq, a predicted model, not a curated record
GGGCUGAGAGAGGAGGCGGCCAGGAGCUCCUGGGGAAGUUUACAAGCCUCAUCCCCCCAGCUCUGCUCCCCGCCGCGCUCGGUCUCCGGGACCCUUCUCCCUCCAGCCCCAGGAUGGGCGGGCUGAGGCCAUGCGGGGGGCGCGAGGCAGCGCUGUGCCAAGGCCAGGCCGGGCCGCCGGCGGCUCCCAAUAAAGUUGUUGUUGAGGCGGAGCCGGGCUGGCACGUGGGCAGAGGCUGGGAGAGGAUCGGGCUGGGCGGCAUGAUCUGCACCGUGCUCUGCUACCUGCUGCUGCCCGCGGCGCGGCUCCUCCGCGUCCUCCGAGAUGCUUUCUUUACGUGUCGAAAGAACGUGCUUCUGGAGAAGAGCCCGACCGCCCAGGUAGGGGGCAUCUCUUCUGUGCCCAGCAGGAGGUCAGUCCCAGAAGAGGAGGAAGCCCUGCUGCAGCAGCAGCUGGAGGAGGAAGCUGGUGGGCUACACAGCAGUGAGACUGCUCCAGCAGUGGGGAAGGUGUCAGCCACACUGACUAGUGACUGGCUGGAAGGCUCGGAAUUAUUGAUGACCAGCCUCAGCAAUUUGGGUGUGGCUUCAGAGGUCACAUGGUGCAGUGAUCAGCAACAUGAUGAGCUACAUACCUUAAUGUCUCUAGGACCAAAGGAACAUGUUGCGGUCACACUGGCAAAAUUACCAGAAGAGGAAAGUGUGGCUAUGGUGGGCAUUGCAGCAUGGUCAGCUGUAAGGACACAGACCGAUCACCAGAUUAGUGGCUGCACCCCUUCAUCCUCCCUUUCCAGGGCUGAAGAUACUGCUGUGCUGGGCUGGAGCUUAGCGCGUGACACAGAGAUAGUGCCAGUGGAGGCCACAGCCUGGCCCUUUUAUGAUACAGGACAAUUCCAGCCUUUUCCAGCAGAGAGAUCUUACCACGAGAUUUUAUGGAGGGACUGGGAGGAGCUCUCUACCCAGCCUGCUGUUCCAGAGCUGGGCUCAGAGAAUGGGCCUCUGUUUGAAUUCCGAGUCAUGUCUUACAACAUUCUGGCCCAGGACCUGGUGGAGCAGAGCCCUGAUCUCUACCUGCAUUGCCAACCAGAUAUCCUGGACUGGAGCUAUCGUCUCCCAAACCUCUUGCAGGAGAUCCAGCACUGGGACCCUGAUGUUCUGUGUCUCCAGGAAGUGCAGGAGAAUCACUACUGGGAACAGCUGGAGCCAACAUUCAGGAUGAUGGGCUUUGUGUGCUUAUACAAACGGAGAACAGGAAAAAAGACAGAUGGCUGCGCAGUUUGCUACAAGCACAGCAGGUUCCAGCUGAUCAGUGCCAGCCCUGUAGAAUACUUCCGGCCUGGCCUGGACAUCCUAAACAGAGACAAUGUGGGUCUGGUGCUGCUGCUGCAACCUCUACUCCCAGAGGGUGUAGGUCAGAAAGCAACAAGCCCCCUGUGUGUGGCUAACACUCAUGUGCUGUAUAAUCCCCGCCGAGGAGAUAUCAAACUUGCACAGAUGGCCUUGCUCCUAGCAGAGGUUGACAAGAUUGCGAAAACUGUUGAUGGCAUCUACUGUCCUGUCAUCUUGUGUGGAGACCUGAACGCUGUGCCUGAUUCUCCAUUGUACAAGUUCAUCCGGAAUGGUCAGCUCUCCUACCAUGGGAUGCCAGCCUGGAAGGUUUCUGGACAGGAAGACUUCUCCCAGCAGCUGCACCAGCGGAAGCUGCAGACCCCACUCUGGCCCAGCAGUCUGGGUAUAACGGAAAACUGUCAAUAUGUCUCUCUUUGCCAGCCAAAGAAAUCAGACAGACGCAAGUACAGCCGGAACUUCCUGCUUCAGUUCCGUUUCUGUGAUGCUGCCUGUGAACGACCUACACAUCUGAUUCUGUGGAAGGGUGUGACAGAUGUUAAACCAGACCGUCCUGCACAUUGGCCCAAGCAUCUCACCAUGGUGAAUGAUCCUGAUCCAGAGCUCUUCUUCCCAAGGUCUCCAGGUGUUAUCCGGCAUGACCUUAAUCUGACUUCUGCCUAUAGUCACUUCUUGCCCCAGAGAGGUCGCCCUGAGGUCACAACCAUGCCCAUGGGCCUUGGAGCUACAGUUGAUUAUAUCUUCUACUCGGCAGAGCCCAUUGAGAAUGGGAACGAAGGGGGUCGCAGGCUAUAUCGAGAUGGAGCCCUGAAGCUGCUUGGCCGCCUCUCCCUGCUCUCCGAAGAUGUCCUGUGGUUGGCAAAUGGCUUACCUAAUCCCUUUUGCUCAUCUGAUCACCUCUGUCUGCUGGCUAGCUUUGGCUUGGAGAUCUCCAGUGCCUGAGAGAUGGGGAUUGUGUGGGUCGAGCUAGACUGAAUGCAGAAUACAGAAAUUGUGCAUUCAGAGCCUCAAUUGGCUCACAGGAAACUUCCUUUCCAUUUCCCCUGCACUCCCCAUGUAACAGGAGCAUGAGGGGGCCAGGGAGGUUGAGCCCUUUCCUGUAUUGCUACUCCAUGGGACUCCAUUACUGGCUGAUGCCCAGUUGUUCUCUGGCUGCACUAGCUCUUAAAGGGACCCGGGCACUUAACUUCCUUACCUAUUUGGUCCUGCUACAUCUGGCAGACAUUCUAGCUGUGAUGUUCUUACACUGCAGGAAUCAACAUGAUUUCUGCUUAUUUACUUGUCUCUGUGUGCCGCUCCUCAGUGAUCUGGGAAAGAGCAGGUGCAGUUUUGAGACUCGUGUGGGCUUUUUUUUUAGUUGGCUUCUUGCUGCCAAACAGCAGGCGGUGCUCCCAAUCAUCAUCUACCACACCAAAAUGGUGAUUCUUUUUAAUUUCCCAGCAACAGUGUAGGGAAUGCAUUCCCCUUGGAUUCACCCAAGCAUCCCUUGUGCCAACUGUAACUUAAGACAGGACUGGGCUUGAUGAUUGCUCAGAAAUGGAAUUGAAGUAGCCUUUACCUAGGGAUACCUAAAGAGAGUUUCUAUCUGGUUCACCCAGGUCUGCACCCAGCACACACAUCAGCAGAGUGAGAGUUUGAAGUUUCAAUAACUUUCUGUAGGGAGCUUUCUAUCGUUAUGAGACCAUUUUACCAAUAAGGUCUGACACAAGGAUCAGUGUGAUAUGGAGGUACUGGUUCUUCAGAACCAUCAUAGAAAGCUCUGGAAUUGCCACAGCAGAAAUCUGAGAUCCUUGGAAAGGCUCCCUCUCUGCCUUCCUGACCAUCUCAGAACAGUUCCUAGUACCUCCCUUGACACCUAUAUGUGAUAGAGAAGGAUUUGCCAAGGCCCUUCCUAAGAGUUUCAUGCAAGAGGAACAGUGGACAGCUCUGGACUGAUAAGAAUGUGAGAGUGCUGAGGGGCUGUGGUCAUAGUUUCUCCCAGAACAAUGCUAAAGAGAGAAGGGUGCCAGAGGAAGUGGAGGAAUAGCUGCUUCCUCUUUCUUUUAGUAGGCACUUCACUGGUCUGCAAAAUAUAGUAGUCAAGGCUCAGGACAGUUCAGAUGUCCUCCUGGCCAAACAUGUUAUUGUGUGUGUGCAUAUUAUUGCCCUGUUCUGGAGUCUACCCUAUAAAGGGAGGUGAGCUGAUAGGAGCUGCUCUUCUGUCUGUGGUUUGGAGCCAAAGCUUCAGUUCUUGGAUCCCAUUGUAGCCUUAUUGUCAUGUGUGUUUUUGAUAUAUUCACCAGUCAGCAGUGGCUCGUUGCUAGUUCUUUUGCGUUUUUUUUGGUGCUGGACCCUGCAGGUCAGAUUCCUCAGCAUGACCUGACUGUUGGUGCUCAGUAUUUAUCAAUGAGUUAUGAGAAGAAUGUUAGCAGAAGAGUUCUCCACCCUUAAACUCCUCUUCUGGGGCUGAGACUGUCUUAGCCAGGUUUUCUGGGGGAAGGAGGGUGAGAAGCUUGAAAUAACUUUAACUGGAUUGUUUUGAAUAAUGCAUUGGAGAGGUUUGUGUUUUUAAUUCUUUAUUUUCUUAAACAUCUUACUUGAAAAAUAAAAUUUUAUAAUUUCAGAAAAAAUGCAUGUAAAAGUGGCUGCUGGGGCUCCUGAGGGCAGAGCCCCUUCUCCUUUAGGGGCCUGAUUACACUUUGGACCAUGAGAUUUUGUUAGCUAGCUGUGUGGAAGAGGGUUUGGGUAGGGUAGGGUGUUAGCUGUGCAAGGAUCAUGGCAAGAAGUGGGGAGAGGUUGGGCCUAGCUGAUAAUCUGUGUAAACUAGGCAUUCACAUCAAACAGGCCACCAAAAGCCCCAACCCCUGAUGCCAUUCUGGCAUAGCUCAUUUGAACUGUUCUAAAACAGCUUCUAAAACUUGAGCUUCUAAAACGUGAGCUUAACCCACGAACCUUUCUUCUGAAAGUAGGAGACGCUAUUGCUGGUUCCUAGAGCCUAUGUCCAACCUUCAGGUUGUCUCGGCAGCCAGACCUCCGUUAUUGGGCUCCCAUGUUAUCUUUACAGAGGGGUAAGAGAGAACUGUACUUGUAUGUCCUUUUCCUCUCACCCCAUUCUGUUGGGAGUGAUGUUUGAUUACCUGUGGGUGACUGGACCCAUUAUUAUCCUGAUGUGGGAAGUGGGUGAGUAGGAUUCUAUUGUCCAUUUGUGUGCGAGCUGUCCAGAAAUCUGUUGUGUGGGAGUAGGAUUGUAGGGGCAGAUCCACAAAAGGACUUAGGCACUUGAGUCCCAGUUUUAGGCACCACUGCAGUCCAUAAUGUCCCCACUCAGCUGCCGCCUACACUCAGUGCUUAAACUUCCAUUGAAGAAGUUUCCCAGGUACCUGUUUCUGCCACUGGGCCUGUGAACUACUGCCUCAUUGUCUCACUCCUAAGUGCAGUGCAAUCCACAUUGAGGAAGUGUGUCCUAACCACUGAACUAUGAGAGAUCGCAUCAGAAUAGCCCAAUCUCUCCGAUUGAAGCCGGUCCACUUUAAUUAAAUAUGGAUUGGGCCAGAGAGAGUGAGAAUCAUUCCAUAGUCCAGAGGCCAUGGCACUUACCUGAGAGGUGGAAGAUCUCUGUUCAGAUCCCUUCUCAUAAGACAAAGGAGGAAAUUGAACCAGGGUCUGCAACAUCCUAGGUCAGUACCCUGACCACUGGGAUAAAAAUUACAAGGGAGCCUGGGGCUGCCAGCCUCCUCCUCUUUCCCUUUUCCUCCCCAGCUGUUUUUUGCAGAGUUAGAUACCCACUUCACUCAUUCUCACAAGAAACAGCUUAGGCACCUAGGCUACCUGACUCCAGGAGAGGGGUUCCCAGCUGUGGAUUACAGGCAGAGCUAGGUGCCUCCCUGCAGCUGGGAUUUAGGUGCCAAACUCUGUGAGAGGGGAAGUCCUUAGGACACACCUUCCUCAUCAGCAUCUCCCAUUGGCUGCCUUAGGCAGCUCCUUGCAGUAGCUUGCUGGCUUUUGUGGAUCAAUUCUUAGGUGUCACACUCCCUGUUCAUUGUAUAUGGUGCUUGACUCAGGGUUUGUGGAUCCCAUUGUUCCAGUGAUUUUCUAGAUGUCUAAAAGUUAAGUGUUGCAACAAUCUUAAGUCCCUUUGUUGGUCUAGGCCAGGGGUUCUCAAACGGGGUUGUGACACCUCAGGGGGUCACAGCUGUCAGCCUCCCACCCCCAAACCCUGCUUCACCUCCAGCAUUUAUUAUAAUGUUAAAUAUAAAAAAAAGUAGUUUUAGCUAUAAGGGGGUCACACUCAGAGGCUUGCUGUGUGAAAGGGGUCACCACUACAAAUGUUUGAGAACCACUGGUCUAGGCCAUAGUUGCAGUCAUUCUUGUAUGUUUAUAAAGUACCUCUUUCCCCAACUUAUAUUGGUUUUGGGGUGGCAUUGUUUGGUGGGGUAAAGGUAAUUGUGCAAAAGUUCCCAUCUAACGAUUGCAUUAAUUGCUGUAAUACUUUUAUUUUAACUUCUUUAUAACGGGGGUUUCUGUAUUCACAAACAAACAAAUCCAUAUAAUCCUUUGCCUGUGAGCUUCUAUUCCUAUGCCUGAUUGGCUCAACAUAGUCACGGCUGGAAAUACACAAAAGGGGAAAGACUGAAAGUUGGUACUUAGGGAGAAACCCACUGGAAAACUUAAGGCAUUCAAAACUAAUGCAACUAAGUGCAAAGUAUUGGGUAAUCACAGCUAAAACUAAGGUUGCAGAGCUUAACUUCAAAGACACUGGCUUAGAGUCUAAUAGGUAAGUUACACAAGUAUAUAUCUGGAGUAAUUCCAUUGACUUCAAUGAACUCUGGAAAUCCAAAUUUUAACCAGUGUAACUGAUGUAAGAAUCUAACCAACUAUUUAAACAACUUAAUCUUUUUUUAAACAAAAAAGUUAUAAUCACACUGAACUGUUUCUAAAGCUGGUCACAACCCAAGGGGGACUUUUCAAAUUUUGAGGCAAAAAGGUGUGUUCUUGUGCAGCCUUCUUUGUAUAGCUCUAAUGCUGAAAUGGCUGAAGGUAGAAAGUUUAAAUUUGGCAUAGAAGUAACCCUCCUUGAGAAAUGCUUUUGUGUGUUCUGCUGAAAAUAUCACUUAGUGCAGUUGCAGUGCAAAUGAAUCUUUUUUUUACAAAAAAUCACCAACACUUGGAAAGAUUAGGGUGCCCGGUAUGUUGAAUGAGGUGGGUUGAGUCCUGUUUCAUUCACUGCAUAUUAAAGUGUCAAGGGAGCUGCAGAUUUUCUGUUCCCUCCCCUUCAGAGCUUGACUUUCACAGGGAGUCUCCGACAGUACACAGGGGAGAGAGGACUUUGUGGGAACCUCACUGAGUGUGCACCAUGGGUGGGACAGUAUUCUAUUGGGGUCCCAGCCAAAUUGUAGCAGAUUCUGGAUGGCUUUUAUUCUUCGCCACCCCCCAUAAGUGGGGGGGAGGAGAGGGGGAAAAACUUGGAAAUUCAAUUAAAAAACCUAAGGUUUCACAACUCAGUACUCAAGUCAGAAAAGACCAAAGCUGAAACCACAGGUGCAGCCUUAACUCUGGCGUCUAUGCGUUUCCAUGCGUUUUUUUAAAAGGAUGUAGUCCUGUAGUAUUUCUGAAAUAAUACCAGACAAUUUAUCUUCUACAACCUUGAAUAUAAAUGAUGUAUGGAUUCUGGAUGUGUAUAAAACAUGUAUUAAAUUAUAUAUAGUGUCACUAGAAGACAAAACUUGUGGGUUGGGGGAAUAGCAUAAUAUGGUAUUAUUUGAGAAUAGCAUGUGGGGAGAUAAUUAAAGAUUGUGUCAUAAUGAGUAGUUUGCAGCAGCACAUGAUUAAGGUUGCAUAUGUGGCCUUAACUUAAGCACUUCCUGACCCAAAUGUUAACCAGGCAACGUUAACACUUGCUCUGCAUAGUUUUUUGCUGAAUUAUGAAUGGGCCUGGAAUCCAAACUAUGGAAACAAAACUAUGGGGGGAAGUAGAAGGGUAAGAAUAUCUUUUAUUUGUUGAAAGUGAGGGGAGGGAGUAAAUGGUGAGGGAAUCAAGAGAGUUCUGCUGUCAUCCUCUGAUGGCCUGCAGUGCUGAAGAGGCUCAGGGCCCUUUUAUCUCUGAAGACUAGAGAGUUUUGGGUGAGUGUGCAUGUUGCUUGUUAUCAGCUAGUUCGUCUGGGCCAGGGAGGCAUGUUUAUGGUAGCUGACUGCAUUUGCUAGAUGACAAUUCAGAUUGUACAGCAGCUUUUAGCAUACUCUUACCAUCAAAAUGGGACAUGUUCAGAGCUGGAUUCUUUCACCUCCCCCAAAACCCAAGUCACUUAUCCCUUCACCAUUUAGUAAAUGAUAUGCCUUCCAAACCAGCUGCCACGCUCACAUUACUUUUGAAAGAGAGAGACAAUAUAAAAGGAAAAGGAGAGAAAUUUGGAACUAUUAAAUGAGCUCUGGCUCAUGCUUGGGAUCUUUCAUUCUCUAUCCCUCUUCUUUUAGGAAUCUGGCCUAGCGAUAGCUUUCACAGGUGUUGACAGGACUGCCAGGUCCUGUCAGGACAAUGGUAUAUUUCUGCAGCAACUGGAUUUAAGCAGUUAGAAAUUAUGGGAGUGUUCUUGAGUUCAUAAGAAGUUCCUAGGUUAUUGGCAUAAUGAGUCUCUUAAGGUACUCAGAGAUAUCAGGGCCAUGUCUACAAGCAAAUAUUGUAACAACUCUAAACCCCAUACUUGAUUUCUUUGUUAAGAGGAGAAGAGGAACAUAAAGUGGUGAGCAAAUGCGAAGGAACUCUGGAAACAAAAGGAAAUGACACAUACAC